Molecule: messenger RNA, 636 nt
Organism: Apaloderma vittatum (bar-tailed trogon)
Lineage: Eukaryota; Metazoa; Chordata; Aves; Trogoniformes; Trogonidae
Gene: DUSP15
Product: dual specificity phosphatase 15
Exons: 6
Biological process (GO): transforming growth factor beta receptor signaling pathway; regulation of cell population proliferation; positive regulation of JNK cascade
Cellular component (GO): cytosol
Molecular function (GO): protein tyrosine/serine/threonine phosphatase activity
Source: RefSeq, a predicted model, not a curated record
AUCCUCCCUGGACUCUACCUUGGGAACUUCAUUGAUGCCAAAGACCUGGAGCAGCUAAGCCGGAACAAGAUCACCCAUAUCGUUUCGAUCCAUGAAUCUCCCCAACCCUUGCUGCAGGACAUCACCUACCUCCGCAUCCCCCUGCCCGACACCCCUGAGGCCAACAUCAAGAGGCACUUCAAGGAAUGCAUCACUUUCAUCCAUCAGUGUCGCCUGCGCGGAGGGAACUGCCUCGUCCACUGCCUCGCCGGCAUCUCCCGCAGCACCACCGUGGUCGUCGCCUACGUCAUGGCCGUCACGGAGCUGAGCUCCCAGGAGGUGCUGGAGGCCAUCCGAACUGUCCGGCCCGUUGCCAACCCCAACCCUGGCUUCAGGCAGCAGCUGGCUGAGUUCAGCGGUGGCUCAGCCCCCAAGGGGGGCCCAGUCCGCAGGCACCUGAAGCAGAGGUAUGGGACGUCCCCUUUCAACGACGAGGAAGAAAUCCUGGCCUUGUUGCCAGCAGGGAGAGGCGGAUCGUCCAGGACAGAAGGAGCUCUGCAAGGACUGGUCCCAAGAGCCAGAGACAUGAGGAGCACAACUCCCUUCCUGCUGCGGGUGAAGAGGACGUUCUCCUGCAUCCCAGCUUGUCUGAAGUGA